Messenger RNA from Alternaria rosae, 3270 nucleotides. RefSeq lists its product as uncharacterized. Gene Ontology annotation, biological process: cell motility; intracellular signal transduction; phosphatidic acid biosynthetic process. The coding region runs from base 349 to 2886 and encodes 845 amino acids. NCBI's taxonomy places the organism in Eukaryota, Fungi, Ascomycota, Dothideomycetes, Pleosporales, Pleosporaceae. The transcript is spliced from 2 exons. The record is from RefSeq and is a predicted model, not a curated record. Gene Ontology annotation, molecular function: D-type glycerophospholipase activity.
CGCUUUCGGGUUGUUAUUCCCAGCCCCCGGCAGAUUGUAGCCUCAGCUGCGAUGGACGGUUGGGGGAGGUGCAUGAUCGCUAUUGCUCGGAAAGGUUAGCCGCCAAUGACGUCACCAAUCGCUUCCUCUGGCGGCUGAGAUCGCGCCAUGCCUAUUUACCUGCCAAGUGCAGCACAGUGAAUACAGGUUAUUCCAUUGCGGUGGGUCACUACAAGACCAGUGCACGCGACUGAUCGCCUCUCCGUCGCCUACGCCUCACUCCUCAGCCUCCAUCUCCAGCCUCACUUGCGCACCAUCUCAACCAUCGUUACCCCGCGCGAUUGCUGAUCGCUGCGCACGGUCGUCAACAUGCCCUCCCAAGAGAAGGGCCUUAAGAAGCUCUUUCAUCCUUUUAACCACCGCGCUUCUGAGAAGAUUGAGGAGAUUGAGCAAAAGCUCGAGCACACCAAACUGCGAGGCGCACAUGUUAAGGCUGUGCACAUCAAGCAUAAGAUCGGCAAGUUCACCAACCUCUUCAAUGCCAACCAUCGCCACGACGAGGAGCAUGAGAAGGAGACGGAUGCGAAGAGGAGCAAGAUCGCGGAGAACCACCGCUUCCAUAGCUUUGCGCCGGAGCGCGACAACAACUUGGUGAAGUGGUACGUCGAUGGGAGGGAUUACUUCUGGGCCGUUGCAGAGGCAUUGGAGCAAGCCAAAGAGACCAUCUACAUUGCAGAUUGGUGGCUCAGCCCUGAACUCUUCCUGAAGCGACCGCCUUACUACAACCAGCAAUUUCGGCUGGAUCAAGUACUCAAGCGCCGCGCAGCGGCUGGUGUGCAAAUUUAUGUUUCCGUGUACAAGGAGGUUUCUGCGGCUCUCACAUGCAACAGUCAGCAUACCAAGAAAGCACUCAUGGGCCUGUUUGAAGAAGGCGAGCCUGGGUACGGGAACAUCAAGGUGAUGAGACAUCCUGACCACAAUGUCUUCGAGAAUGCUUCGGAUAUGACGUUCUACUGGGCGCAUCACGAGAAGUUCAUCGUCAUCGACUAUGCCAUGGCCUUCAUCGGUGGACUGGACUUGUGUUACGGCCGAUGGGACGACAAGCAGCACCCGCUUGCCGAUGCCCAUCCGUCUGGUGUUCAAAAUCAAAUCUUCCCUGGUCAGGACUACAACAAUAACCGUAUCAUGGACUUUGAGAGCGUUGAUGACUGGAAAUCGAACAAGCUGAACAAGCUAGAGUUUGGCCGCAUGCCAUGGCACGAUGUCGCAAUGGGUGUCAUUGGACCAGCGGUGUACGACAUCGCUGAGCAUUUCGUCCUGCGAUGGAACUUCGUGAAGCGAGAAAAGUACAAGCGUGACGAGAGAUACGAUUGGCUCACCAUGGAAGGACGUGAAGGCGCCGACGAAGAUCUGAUCGGGGUGCAACGGCCCAAGUUCCCUGUUGGCCAAUAUGUACACCAUCCCAUCACGCAGCUGAACAGCAAGAACCUCGACAACCGUGGAACUGUACACGCGCAAUUGGUCAGAAGUAGCGGCGACUGGAGUAUGGGCAUUGACCCUCAUGAGCAGAGUAUCCAGAACGCAUACUGCGAGAUUAUCCGCAACGCGCAACACUACGUCUACAUCGAAAAUCAAUUCUUCAUCACGGCAACGGACAAGAACGACCAGAACCCUGUUCACAACCAGAUCGGAGCUGCAAUGGUCGACGCUAUCGUGUCAGCGGCUAAAGAGCAGCGUAACUUCAAGAUUGUCAUUGUCAUUCCCGCGAUUCCAGGAUUUGCAGGAGAUCUGCGCGAUCAGGCCGCCGCUGGGACACGAGCUAUCAUGGACUAUCAAUUCAAGAGCAUCUGCAGAGGCGACGAAAGCAUCUACGGAAAGAUCAAAGCGGCCGGUAUCGACCCGGAAAAGUACAUCUUCUUCUUCAACCUUCGUUCAUACGACCGUAUCAAUGUCACACCCACGCUUAAGGAGCGCGAGAAGAAGUCCGGUAAGUCGUACAUGGAUCUGGAAGCGGCUGAGAUCGACGAGCUGGAAGCGCCACCGGAAGAGGGAGGAGACGAGGCACGACGCAGAGCCGCUGAGAUGAGGAAGGCGUACAUGGACGAGGAGGAAGAUGUUGGCAAGGGUGACCAGGGUGGUGUUAUCGACCCAGACUCGAUUGCCGACGACGCGAUGCUUACGGAAAAGAAGCCCAGCGAGGAAGCGUGGGAAGGCGAAGAGGAAGAGGAGAAAGAGCACUUCUUUCAAGAGGAGCUCUACAUCCACGCGAAGAUUUGCAUCGUUGACGACAAAACCGUAAUCUGUGGUUCAUCCAACAUCAACGACCGCUCACAAUUGGGUUUCCACGACUCCGAACUCUCCAUCGUCCUGCAAGAUACAGCAGAAGUCGACACUGAAAUGGACGGCAAGCCCUACAAGGCUGCAAAACUCGCCCAUGAACUCCGUAGCAGCUUAUGGCGCGAACAUCUCGGCCUCCUCCCACCACAAGCCCUCAACGCCGCUGAUGACCCCAACGCGCAGCCCCCCGGCGAAAACUCACCAAACGACCCCAUGCCCGGCCCUGAAGCAGAUUUCGUCUCUGACCCUCUCUCACCCAAACUCUGGGACGAAUGGACCGAGCGAGCGACUACCAAUACCGAGGUGUUUAGAUCGCUGUUCCAUGCUGAUCCUGACGACAAUAUUCUCACGUUUGAGGAUUAUGACAAGUUUACGCCCAAUCCGUCUGGUGACAAGGAACAUAAGCAGGGUCAUCUUUAUGAUAUGGUUCGGCCUGUUAAGGAGAUUAGGGCAGAGUUAGAUCGUGUCAAGGGACAUUUGGUGUGGAUGCAGUUGAAGUUUUUGGAGAAUGCGGAUAUGGCUGAGCGGGGGCUGCAGGUCAACUCUUUUACUGAGAGUGUGUAUACUUGAGGGGGGUGUAUCGCGGUAGAAGCAGGUGGCUAUCAGAGGUGGCUGGUUGUUUUCGCUGGGGCGAUUGGACGAGUCGCAUCGGUGUAUCCUUCUCGCCGAUUGUCUUUUCUUUAUGAUUCCCUAUUACGUUUUCUCGAUGUCAUUAUGACCUGAAUGAAUGCAUCUUCUUCGUAUGAAAAGAGCGACAUGUUCCUUGUAUUGUGCAGCUUAUGCUGUUCCACGGCGACAAAGUACAACGGUGAUGAAGAAUACAUGGGUACUAACAAGCUUGUAGUAGCCGACUCACAUUACCGCGGAGGUAGUCAACUCAGUGCACAAAGACGCAUGAGUACAUGAGAAGGUGAUGAAGUCCCCGAAUCUCAGUACGAUAUGUAAAAUAUGCGA